Molecule: messenger RNA, 2237 nt
Organism: Cucumis sativus (cucumber)
Lineage: Eukaryota; Viridiplantae; Streptophyta; Magnoliopsida; Cucurbitales; Cucurbitaceae
Product: C-type lectin receptor-like tyrosine-protein kinase At1g52310
Exons: 6
Coding region: 287-1960 (557 amino acids)
Biological process (GO): protein phosphorylation
Molecular function (GO): ATP binding; protein tyrosine kinase activity
Source: RefSeq, a predicted model, not a curated record
AUAUAGUUUUGGGAAGGUGGCGGUAAAUAGAAAAAGAAAGAAAGGGGGGGUUGUGGUCAGAGAAGGCAGACCGCAUUAACUUCCGAACAACCACUACUACUCUCACUAUUGACCCAUUCCAAAUCCUUCUCCUUCCUCUCACCCCACCUCACCUCAGCUACUCCUUCAUUUCUCUGAUUCCUACCACUUCCUGAACUUCAUGGAAAUGGAGACCAACACUAACACCUUCUUUAUCUAAUCCUCAACCAUUUCCAUUUUCAAGUCUACCCCUUCUCGGGUUUGGGUAAUGGCUCCGACAGAGGUGAAAACGCUAUUUCUUUCUCUUUUCGUGUUAAUUUGGUUGUCCAGAAUGGGCGUCUCUGAUACUAUGUUUAACGAGUCAGGAAUUGGGUAUUCGGUUGUUUCCAGAAAGGAAAUUUCAAAAGGACGGUGCCCACAUGGUUGGAUUAUUAGCCCAAGCAAGACUAAGUGCUUUGGUUUCAUGUCCAGCCCUAAAUCAUGGAAUGAUUCAGAGACCCAAUGCAAUAGUUUUGGUGGGAACUUAGCAGCUCUGGUAACAUAUCAAGAGUUUAGCUAUGCACAAAAUCUGUGUAAUGGAACUCUUGGUGGCUGUUGGGUUGGUGGCAGAGCGUUCAACUCUUUGAAUGAUUUCGUUUGGAAGUGGUCAGAUAAUGUUUCAAAAUGGAACGAUUCCAUUUUUCCCAGCGCAACUUUGCAAUCGAACUGCAAAAAUGCCUCUUGCCUCCGGAAUGAUUCGGUUGAAACAUGUACAUUAAUAUUUGGUGGACCAGCAACACCAUUCCUUAGGGACGAGAAAUGCAACAGUUCUCACCCUUUUAUAUGCAUGAUAAACCUAGAUGAUAGAUGCCACCGAAUGCACUGUCACAAGGAGUAUCUAGUUAUUCUAGCUGUUGUGAGUGGGUUGAUAUUUUGCACAACUUUAGCUGUGGUGAUUUGGCUUCUAGCCCACAAGAGGAGCAAAAAGCGGAGAAGGUCGCGGAAGCCAUCCAACCCUGCAGCUUCUGCACUGGUACCGCCUUUGUGGAGGGUGUUUACCAAAGAAGAGCUAAGAUCAAUGACAAAAAACUUCAGUGAGGGAAACCGUCUUCUCGGAGAUGCAAAAACAGGCGGUACAUACAGUGGACUUCUACCUGAUGGUUCAAGAGUUGCAAUUAAAAGGUUGAAGAAGUCCAGCUUUCAGAGGAAAAAGGAGUUUCAUUCAGAAAUUGCAAGAGUUGCUAGGCUUCGUCACCCAAAUUUAGUUGCCCUGAAAGGAUGCUGCUAUGACCAUGGUGACCGCUACAUUGUUUAUGAAUUCAUUGUUAAUGGGCCCUUAGAUAGAUGGCUUCAUCAUGUACCAAGAGGUGGUCGAAGCUUAGAUUGGACUAUGAGAAUGAAAAUUGCCACGACUCUUGCCCAAGGGAUUGCGUUCCUUCACGACAAGGUCAAACCACACGUGGUACAUCGUGAUAUCCGUGCGAGUAAUGUGCUUCUCGAUGAAGAAUUUGGAGCACAUCUGAUGGGAGUUGGCCUAUCGAAAUUGGUUGCAUAUGAAGUGAUGCAUGAGAGGACAGUGAUGGCAGGAGGAACCUAUGGAUACCUUGCUCCUGAAUUUGUCUACAGAAACGAGCUAACAACAAAGAGUGAUGUCUACAGUUUUGGGGUCCUAUUGCUUGAAAUUGUAACCGGACGAAGGCCUGCACAGGCAGUUGAUUCAGUUGGUUGGCAGAGCAUUUUUGAAUGGGCAACCCCGCUCGUGCAGGCUCACCGUUACCUAGAUCUAUUGGAUCCUCAUAUAACAGCCACUUCAACUUCUGAAAUCCCAGAGGCUGGCAUUGUUCAAAAGGUUGUGGACCUUGUUUAUGCUUGCACACAGCAUGUCCCGUCCAUGCGACCUAGAAUGUCACACGUCGUUCAUCAACUGCAACAAUUGGCUCCCUCUCCUCUCACUACGAAGUAAAGGUAUUCAUCAGACUUCAAGAUGAUUUCCUAUUGCAAGAUUCUAACUUGGCAAGAAGCCAGUUAAUGUAGGAUAGGAACCAAGGUAGGCAGUUUACAUUUAACCCAAUUUCUGAAUAGUUUUAGAAUGCUAAGUCUCUCGUGUGCACAAACUAUCGUGCAUUUUAAUAUGUAAUGGUUAACAAAAACGAUUAUUUAGUAUAACUUCACAAUUUAUCAAGCAAAAUGCAUUCGGCAGUUUGCUUUUAUUUUAAUGGAAUAAUCUGUUUUUAUGAGAA